Molecule: messenger RNA, 537 nt
Organism: Anoplophora glabripennis (Asian longhorned beetle)
Lineage: Eukaryota; Metazoa; Arthropoda; Insecta; Coleoptera; Cerambycidae
Gene: Lamtor4
Product: ragulator complex protein LAMTOR4 homolog
Exons: 2
Coding region: 114-392 (92 amino acids)
Biological process (GO): positive regulation of TOR signaling; cellular response to amino acid stimulus
Cellular component (GO): Ragulator complex; lysosome
Molecular function (GO): guanyl-nucleotide exchange factor activity
Source: RefSeq, a predicted model, not a curated record
GUGACGUAUAUGUGACAGAUGUCAGAAAGUUUAUUUUCUUGUCAGCUGUUUAAUGAACAGCUCUUACAAAACAAAGAACUAUGUUAAUAGUUUGAUUUAGUUUUCUGGAUGAUAUGGAUCGACCAGGCCAAACCGGCUAUUUGCUAUUAAACGAAGAAGGUGCAGUUUUAUCCUCUUCUGGCGACUUAGAGAAUGACGAAAAAUCUGCAGUGAUUAUUAUGGGACUGUUGAAUAUUACUUCCCACAUAGAUUCAAAUGCAUUGUCACCCGAAGGUUUCAAAAAAUUAUCCCUAAUCUACGACGACCACUGUUACAUAGUUUGUUUAUCGAACAGAAGAAUACACGUUGUUAAAAAGACUCUGACACCGGAUUUCCCACAAAACUCGGCUUAGAACGGGAGACUAAAUGAAUGUAAUAUUAUAUCUAACUAAAAUGAAAUUUAUGCAAAUUAUUAUCUUGUUUGGGGGAAUAUUUUUUUCAUUAUAUCAGUUAUAUUGUCUACUGAAUGAUAUGUAAUAAAGGGUAUUAUAUGUUUGA